AUGUACAUGUCCCGUUGGAUGUCGCUGUCGCUGUUGCUGUUGCUGUUGCUGCACCACUCAAUUCAUUUUGCUGCCGUUGCUCGCUGGCGACUUUGUCCCCUUGUAUCCCCACCUCCCACCACCCCGCAUCCCCAGGAAUUCGCCAAGAUCUACGAGCUGUGCGAGUUCAUCCUAGACCGGAGCCAGAAGGCCUCCCUCCUCAACGGCACUCUACAGACACUGCAGCGCUUCCUCACGUGGAUCCCGCUGGGGUACAUCUUCGAGAGGCAGCUGAUCGAAGCUGAUUGUCUGGCCGGGCCGGUACGCCAGCCAGCCGCGCGGUGCUAUUUAAGCUGGUUUGUCAUGUACCGGUCCACCAGGACAGAUUUGAACUUGUCGGUGGUGAUCAAACCGGACGCUAACCUUGCGGCAAUGUACGAGGACGCGACGGAGCUGGAGCAGGUUUUCAUCAAGAAGUUGGCGCUCUUUUUUACCGUGUUUAUGAAGUCGCACCUGGGGAUGCUCGAGACCCCGGAGACGCAGCCGGUGCUGUUGGCGGGGAUGGAAUAUUUGGUGUCUAUCUCGGAGGUUCCCGACGACGAGGUGUUCAAGAUUUGUCUCGAGUUCUACCACCACUUCAGCUCGGACCUUUACCAGGACCAGGUCGCCUCCUUUGCCGGCACCGACUUGCGACGAGGGGUGUACGAGAGGCUGCUGACGAAGAUCCGGCUUGUGGUGAUAACGAGAAUGGCCAAGCCGGAGGAGGUGCUGAUCGUGGAGGAUGAGAACGGGGAAGUGGUGAGGGAGACGACUAAGGACACGGAAGCGAUCGCCCAGUACAAGAGCAUGCGGGAGACGCUCGUGUACCUGACCCACCUCAACAACGACGACACGGAGCAGAUCAUGCUCGAGAAGCUUAGCAAGCAGGUCGAGGUGUCGGGAAGCCAGUUUACGUGGAACAGCCUGAACACGUUGUGUUGGGCCAUCGGCUCCAUCUCCGGGGCGAUGAACGAGGAGGAGGAGAAGCGCUUUCUCGUCACUGUCAUUAAGGACCUUCUCAACUUGGUUGAGAUGAAGCGGGGGAAGGACAACAAGGCGGUUGUGGCCUCGAACAUCAUGUACGUCGUCGGGCAGUACCCCCGGUUCCUCCGGGCGCACUGGAAGUUCUUGCGGACGGUGGUGAACAAGCUCUUCGAGUUCAUGCACGAGCUGCACCCGGGCGUCCAGGACAUGGCGUGCGACACCUUCCUCAAGAUCUCGCAGAAGUGCAAGGGAAAAUUCAUGGCCACGCAGGUGGGAGAGAGCAUCCCCUUCGUAGAGGAGCUGCUUCGACAACUGCAUGCCACUGUCUCGGACUUGGAAACCCACCAGAUCACGAAGAUUCUCAAGACCAACACCAGGGUGUGGGGGGCGCUGGGGCCCCUGUACAUCCACCAGUUGAGCACCAUUUUCAUGGACGUGCUCAAGAUUUACCAGUAUUACAGCGAGAACUUCAGCCAGGCCGUCGCGGAGCAGGGGGAGUUGGCGACGCGGUUGUCGCACAUCCGUGCGAUGAGAGGGGCCAAGAAGGAGGUGCUGCGGCUACUGACCACGUUCAUCGAGAAGGCGGGGCCGCCGCAGGCUCCGACGGACCAGAUCGCGGCCAACUUUCUCCCGCCUAUGCUCGACCCCAUCUUGGGUGACUACCACCGGAAUAUCGCGGGCGCGAGGGAUCCGGAGGUGCUGUCGCUCUUCGCCCAGGCCAUCGAGAAGCUGGGAGACGCGGUUCAGCAGUACGUGCCUAGGAUCAUGGAGGCCGUCUUCGAGUGCACGCUGCUCAUGAUCACAAGAAACUUCGAGGAUUUCCCGGAGCACCGGUUGAAGUUUUUCCGGUUCUUGAAGGCGGUCAACACACACUGCUUCGGCACCCUCUUCGAGAUCCCUCCAGAGCACCAGAAGCUCGUCGUCGACAGCGUCGUUUGGGCGUUCAAGCACACCGAGCGUAACAUCGCGGAAACCGGCCUGGAGAUCUUGUACGAGCUGCUGAUGAAUGUAGGGAGGACCCCGGCGGUUGCACAGGGAUUCUACCGACAGUUCAAGCUGUCCCUUAUCCAGAGCAACCGGCAGUACGUGAUGGACUUCGUGGGGAACCUCCUCCUGACGUCGUUCCCGAACCUGACCAAGGCCCAGGUGGCCGUCUUCGUGUCCGGCCUGCUGAACUCGGACAUGGACCUCAACACGUUCAAGCUGCACCUCCGUGACUUCCUCGUCACCCUCAAGGAGUUCUCAACCGAAGACAACGCCGACCUCUUCCUCGAGGAGAACCUCGCCAAGAAGCAAGCCGACCAGGACAAGGCCAGACAGGCGCAACUCGCCGUGCCGGGUCUGGUGAACCCCCACGAUUUGCCAGAGGACGACAUGGCAGACCUUUAGACCUACCACCCAGCUCCCUCCCUCCUUCCCCCCGCCCCCGCGCUUCUUAGUUCUACAUCUUGUUUCUCUCCCCCGCGCUGGCGGCGGCGUAGUCGUGUUGUCUUCGUUUGCACUGAUAGUAGCUAGCACUGCUGUUUUUUAUUUUAGUCUUGUCCCAUUCUUUUUCUUGUUCUCUCUUGUUUCUUUUCUUUACAGCAGUCUCCAGUACGGGUGGUGCUCGCUUUCUGCUAAUAUGGCGGCAACGCAGACAGACGUCUGAGAGUUGUAUUCUAUGGUAUGCUACCACACAUUUUUUCGGAGCACGGGGCCAUCGGUAGAGCGGCCACAGCAGCAGCAGCAACUACAAGAGCAGCGGCAGCGAUUGAUUGUGGCAAAGGCAGCCGUCGCAGAUAUAUGAGUAACUUAUGGUGGGCAUCAGCUGCGGUAGUAGCGACGACAGCAGCAGAGAUGAGGAUCGGGCAGCCAAACUGUGAUCGGUUGGGCGUAUGUUUGCGUUUGGCGGUGGCGUUGAGCCGGCUCGCCCGGCCACAGCAGCACCAGAGGCUCUGUUGUUGUGGGCUUGAGGUACGU
Molecule: messenger RNA, 2961 nt
Organism: Ectocarpus siliculosus
Lineage: Eukaryota; Phaeophyceae; Ectocarpales; Ectocarpaceae
Source: the annotation of a GenBank genome assembly